Dermochelys coriacea (leatherback sea turtle) is the source of this 3223-nucleotide messenger RNA. RefSeq names its product FGR proto-oncogene, Src family tyrosine kinase (gene FGR). Lineage: Eukaryota; Metazoa; Chordata; Testudines; Dermochelyidae. The record is from RefSeq and is a predicted model, not a curated record. The coding region runs from base 640 to 2268 and encodes 542 amino acids. Gene Ontology annotation, molecular function: signaling receptor binding; non-membrane spanning protein tyrosine kinase activity; ATP binding. The transcript has 13 exons. Gene Ontology annotation, cellular component: extrinsic component of cytoplasmic side of plasma membrane. Gene Ontology annotation, biological process: protein phosphorylation; cell surface receptor protein tyrosine kinase signaling pathway; integrin-mediated signaling pathway.
AGCUGUGGCCAAUGCCCAGUGCUGGGUCGCCUGAAUUCCCUUCGCCCUCAGAAGAUACCGGCCAGGCCAGGUCGGCGGGACCCUAGAGCUGCAGCUCCCCAGUGACCCGCGGGUCAGGGGAGAUGUGGGGCAGGGAGGGGUUAGGAGCGCUGCGAUCUGCCCCUGCCGAGGGCAGCCGGAGGUGAUUGGGGUGGUGUGUGCUCAGGAAGGACUUUCCACCCCCCCCCCCAUGAGAAGCUCCUGAUUGACAGAACCCCCGGCGGCAGCAAUCAAUGACGGGGUGGAACCGAGCGGCGGGGGCUCGUCCACCAGCUGAGGGGGGUUUGCUGGGACGAGUGAAGCUCACAGCCCGGAGCUCUCUGGCUCCCACUCGCCCAAUGAAGCCUUGCUAAGCGGGGGGGGGAGCAGCAGAAGGGGGCUGGCGGCGGGCUGCACGCCAGUAAGAAGGACCGAGGAGACAGGGAAACAGGCAGGCACCCUCCAGCGCGCUGUGCCCUGCCCUGCCCCUGCCAAGGGGCCGAUCAGCCCGGUGCCCGCAGGCUGGAGCCGCGCGGCAGGCGCCAAAGGGGUUGGUUCUCCUCGGGCAGGUAACAUGGAGCAGCUGAACUGACCUGAGGAGCCAUCCCAGCUUUGCCCAGAAUGGGCUGUGUGUAUUGCAAGGAGAAGGGGUCGAAUAAAGGCCAGACGGAGAACAUUGAUGGCACGACCAGCUCGGCAUCGAAAUCCUGCUACGACCCCGACCCGACCCAGCAGAAUCUCAGCAGCAGCUUCACCCGCAUCCCUGACUUUAACAAUUUCCACAGCACGCCUGUCAGCACCGCCGGCGCCCCCACCUUCAUGGGCCCCGGCCUCUACCCCAGCAGCACCUUGCACAUGGGUGGAGGGGGGAUCACAGGCGGGGGGGUGACCCUAUUCAUUGCCUUGUACGAUUACGAAGCCCGGACGGAGGAUGACCUGACGUUCCUGAAGGGGGAGAAAUUCCACAUUAUCAACAAUACCGAGGGCGACUGGUGGGAGGCAAGGUCCCUGAACACAGGGGCCACGGGCUAUGUUCCCAGCAACUACGUGGCCCCGGUGGACUCCAUCCAGGCAGAAGAGUGGUACUUUGGGAAGAUGGGGCGAAAGGAUGCCGAGAGGCAGCUGCUGUGUCACAGCAACCCCCGAGGGACCUUCCUCAUCCGCGAGAGUGAGACCACCAAAGGUGCCUACUCCCUGUCCAUCCGGGACUGGGACGAGACGAAGGGCGACCACGUGAAGCACUAUAAGAUCCGGAAGCUGGAUAACGGGGGUUAUUACAUCACCACACGGGCUCAGUUCGAGACCAUCCAGGAGCUGGUCCAGCAUUACAUAGAGCGAGCUGCGGGGCUAUGCUACCGUCUGGCCGUGCCGUGCCACAAGGGGAUGCCCAAGCUGGCAGACCUGUCUGUCAAAACCAAAGACGUGUGGGAGAUCCCGCGAGAGUCGCUGCAGCUGAUCAAGAAGCUGGGCAAUGGGCAGUUUGGGGAAGUGUGGAUGGGCACUUGGAACGGCACCACCAAGGUGGCGGUGAAGACGCUGAAGCCGGGCACCAUGUCCCCGGAGGCCUUCCUGGAGGAGGCCCAGAUCAUGAAGCGGCUCCGGCACGACAAGCUGGUGCAGCUCUACGCUGUGGUGUCAGAGGAGCCCAUCUACAUCGUCACUGAGUUCAUGAGCCAGGGGAGCUUGCUGGAUUUUCUGAAGGAUGGAGAAGGCCGGUUCCUGAAGCUGCCCCAGCUGGUGGACAUGGCGGCCCAGAUCGCGGCCGGCAUGGCCUACAUCGAGCGGAUGAACUACAUCCACCGGGACUUGCGCGCUGCAAACAUCCUGGUGGCUGACAACCUGGUGUGUAAGAUUGCGGACUUCGGCCUGGCCCGCCUCAUCGAGGAUAAUGAGUACACAGCACGCCAAGGUGCCAAGUUCCCCAUCAAGUGGACGGCCCCGGAGGCUGCUCUCUAUGGGAAAUUCACCAUCAAGUCGGACGUGUGGUCCUUCGGCAUUCUUGUGACAGAGCUCGUCACCAAGGGCCGCGUGCCCUAUCCAGGCAUGAAUAACCGAGAGGUGCUGGAGCAGGUGGAGCGGGGGUACCGCAUGCAGUGCCCGGGCAGUUGCCCCCCCUCCCUGCACGAGUUGAUGGUGCAGUGCUGGAAGAAGGAGCCCGAGGAGCGCCCCACUUUCGAAUACCUCCAGUCCUUCCUGGAAGACUAUUUCACUGCCACAGAGCCUCAGUACCAGCCGGGGGACAACCAGUGAGCCCCACUCUCCGAGCCAGCCAGCUGUGCCCAGGGGCCCUUCCCUGCAGCGGCUGCACCAGGCCAGGACUUCCCUCUUUGUACAAUCUGGGCCAGACUGUUUUUUUAUGGUCCCCUUUUGGGGAUUUUGUUACUUUCCUGCCAACUGGCAUGCCGCUCACUCUGCCCUUGGGGGGCAGGGAGUGCUUUGCACAAAUGCCCCCUAUUCUAAUGAGGAUCCCACCCCCAGCCCAGGGCUGUUCUCCGGGAGGGGGAGAGCUGAGUGAGGCUGCUCUGUUGGUCCUGCAUGGAGAAAUCCCCCCACCUCCCUCCACCCCUCUUUCCAGCUGCCUUCAACACCUAGCUCUUAACCUGAGAGAGGUAUUUUGUUUUCCCUGGGGAGCAAUGAGGCCGUGCUGCCCGCAGGGGCCAGAGCCCAGCCCAGCCUGCAGACAAUGGGGCACCCAGAGCUUGGAGGGGCGCUCAAUGUGGGUGCCCUGGGCUUCGGAGAGGACAGUGGCCGGGCCCACUGCGCUUCAGUGGCCUUGGAUGGGGCUGGGCCAGGGCCACCGUCCGUGUCUCCCGCGCCCCCCCCCCCACUGGAUUGCAGCAGCUUUGGAGCGUGUACGUCAGGCCAUUCUCUCCUGGGGCUGACGGCUGCGCCCUGUCUCCGGCCCCUCCGUUCUGGAGUGUCAGACACGUGUGUCCCAUCCCCCCGGCUGCUGGCGCCCCCCUCCUGGAGUUAGCGCCACCAUCUGCAACACAAGUGCCUGGGGUGGAAGAGGGGGUCUUUGACUCAGGAUGGGGGGCUGUGGGGUGCCCAGGCCAUAGGAGACAGACAUUGCAGAAGCUAUCCAAGCGCCAUGCAAGGCCUGGACAGAAGCUGGGAGAGGGGAUGUGUGGAAGGUAACCAGUUUCUCCACGCCCCCCCCGCCCCGCAGCCCAGCCAAGUGCCCCCAUCUUCCGGGAGCAGGGGA